AAGUCCUUUAUUUGUCCAUUUCUGCUGAGUAUAAAAGGAUGUGACUAAACCAUUUAAACUCAGUUCGCGACUCCUGGUUUGAGAGAACUACCGAACAAACAUGAAGAGUUUGCUCCUCGGUGUGGUCGUGUGUCUGGCUCCUCUUCUGAUCAGUGGAGAGUUUCCAGACUGUGAAACAGUGGAAUUUUUGAAAGAAGGUGAAACAAACUGCAUCGAUAAAACAGAUGGAAAACCCCAUGAUGUGGAUACUACUUGGACAAACUCUGAGUGCUACAAAUGUCACUGCUCUUCUACUGGCAUGACUUGUUGUGACACAAUUGUACCACCGAACAACCCCAGUCCUCAGCUCUGCACUGUGGAGUACGACUACGAGGCGUGCCAGGCCAAAGUCGUGAAAAGGGAUGAUCCGUCACAACCGUGCUAAUGCCAGAGUCUGAGUCCAACGAGGUCACUGCAGAUAACGAUGUAUACUUUAUCUGGAUCAUUAAAUACCUAUUACACCAGAA
Clarias gariepinus (North African catfish) is the source of this 506-nucleotide messenger RNA. RefSeq names its product beta-microseminoprotein E1. Lineage: Eukaryota; Metazoa; Chordata; Actinopteri; Siluriformes; Clariidae. The transcript has 4 exons. The coding region runs from base 101 to 424 and encodes 107 amino acids. The record is from RefSeq and is a predicted model, not a curated record.